Molecule: messenger RNA, 4752 nt
Organism: Menidia menidia (Atlantic silverside)
Lineage: Eukaryota; Metazoa; Chordata; Actinopteri; Atheriniformes; Atherinopsidae
Source: the annotation of a GenBank genome assembly
UUGUGAAUUUUUUUCACAUAAAUGUAAGUAAUUUUACAUCGGUUACCGGUUCAACAAGCGGGGUACUUAUCUCUAAAAGUGUUGUCUGAAUAGCGGUUAGCGUAAUAGCAGCCUCCGAUAAAAGCCGGAUAUUCGAAACGGUUGUAACACAAUUCUCUGUAUGAAACACUGUAAGCGUGCAGGCUUAUAUUUAUACUGUUUAUCAAAAUCACAUGGAAUUGCAGUGUCUUAGUACUGCAGUUUUCUGUCUCGAAUCGGAAAUAUUGAUAAAUAACUUCUCACUCGUGACAUUUUAGCUGUUGCCAAACUACCAUCACCACGUGCCGUCUCCACCAAUAGGAUGCCGCAAUUCGUGAUUGAUAGAAUUGGCGGCCAAUAGGAAGCCCGCCACAAAUAUGACUGACCUUGCGGUGUUGUCGUUAGCGGCUUGCCUCUUUCCGGCGCAGUGUGCUCUGAUGCUGAAGCUGAGGAAGCCUGUUUAUCUGCAUCCUUAGACUCCCAUGGUCGCCGACAUGCGGUAUGACGGUGUGCAGCAUUGCGUUGACCUCUGUCUGGGCUUGUUCUUGUUUCUAGCGGGGCUGCAGCAGGUAGAAGCUGCUGCAGCCACGGAGAUGGACAACUUCAACUGGAAGCCAUUCAUCUACGGAGGGAUGGCCUCAAUUGUCGCAGAAUUCGGGACAUUUCCCAUCGACUUGACCAAGACUCGACUACAAGUCCAAGGCCAGUCCCAGUACACAGAGGUGCGCUACAAAGGCAUGUUCCAUGCCCUCUUCAGGAUUGGAAAAGAAGAGGGAGUUCGGGCACUCUACUCUGGGAUUUCUCCCGCUCUUCUGAGACAAGCGUCUUACGGGACAAUCAAGAUAGGAACGUACAACUCUCUGAAGAGGUUUUUUGUCAGUCGCCAGGAAGAUGAGACGAUGGUCAUCAAUGUCUUCUGCGGUGUCGUCUCUGGAGUGCUCUCCUCCUCUCUGGCAAAUCCCACCGACGUUCUCAAGAUCAGAAUGCAGGCUCAAGGCAGCCUGCUCCAGGGAAGCAUGAUAUCUAACUUCAUUAACAUCUACCAGACAGAGGGCACUAAGGGGCUGUGGAGAGGUGUGAUACCCACAGCCCAGCGGGCAGCCAUCGUCGUCGGGGUGGAGCUCCCCGUCUACGACAUCACAAAAAAGCACCUCCUUCGUUCGGGUGUUAUGGGAGACACAAUUUUGACCCACUUCAUUUCAAGUUUUACGUGCGGAUUGGCGGGGGCAUUGGCGUCCAACCCUGUGGACGUGGUCCGAACACGCAUGAUGAACCAGCGGGUUCUGUCUGGAACCCCCAUGUACAAAGGAACACUCGAUGGACUGAUGAAGACAUGGAAAAAUGAAGGCUUCUUUGCUCUAUAUAAGGGAUUUUGGCCGAACUGGCUGCGACUUGGACCUUGGAACAUCAUUUUCUUCAUCACCUUCGAGCAGCUGAAGAAGCUCCCGUUUUAACCGGGGCCAGAAGCGGGACUGCAUUGGUCAGUUGGACUGUGUCGGAGACGUGUGAGCACGGCAGCAGUCUGGAGUUUUGCACCAGUACACUCGCACUCCCCCGAAAUCAAAAGGAACUAUACAAACGAUAUCACAUGUUUUCAUUUACAAUCCCAGUUUUUCUUCUUUUUUUUUUCUAAACUGUGUGGAGGCUUUAUCAUUUAAAAUCCCCACCACAGUUGACACUCUUCAGGCAGCAGAAUGUGUGAAAGUUUGAAAAAGACUAUUUAAGUUUAAUACCAAUUAUGAUUAUACACAUUUGAUACCAUGGACUAUGUCUGCUGUUUAAGAAUAAUAUGGAAGCGUAGAAAAAAUGCCAGGUUAAAUGUUUAUUAGGAAAAGUGAAACCCAGCUCAAUAACAGCUGAAGACCAGUUACAAGCUGCAAGUGGGGCUAAAUAAUGUUUUAGAUCACAAAACAGGUUCAUUUAAUUUGAGGGAGUUAGACGAGCAUUCCACUGAUCCAAAUUUAUUUUUAUGGAUUAUUUUCCAUGAUUGGAAAUUGAUUUUUUAGGUGCAUAUUUGAUGAUGAAUUAUACAUACUGAUCAUAUUAAAAGCCCCAUUUUACUAUCUGAACCAAAGGCUUUAAUGUCAAAAAAUGAUACAGAUCUGCACAUGUUUUUUUUUUUUGGGUUCUUUUUGGAAGAUUGGAAGUUGUUGCAUUUUUUAUUCUUUAUUUAUUUAUUUGUUUCUCCUAUUAUUUAUUCUAUCUGUUGUGGGAAUCAGAAGCUGGAGGUUGUGAGCGGAACCUGCCGCUGGAGGAGAAUCUGUGGCUCUCUGUAAAUGUCUGUACAGGCUCAUUUGCACACAGAGGAGGAUGUGAACUGGGUGUGGGUAUAACGCCACUGGUCUUGUCGUGUUCCUCUUUUGUGCCAAACCGCAAUUUGUUUCAAAAGUCGCGACACUUGAAAAAAAUGUUACUGAUAUUCUUUGACUCCACAUGUAAAAAGCAGACUGAAUGUGAUAUUUUUUUUAAAUAUUUUUCCCUCUUAUUUAUUUAUUUUUUAAUUUAACUUCCAAGAAAGAAAAGAUUAAAAUGUUUUUUUUUGUCCCCUACACGUACAUGUGGACAAUUUUCAUUUGACUGAUAUUUGACAUUUCUUAUUUCAAAUACUUCAUUUUGGUUGUCUUAGUUUUCUUGCAUUUUUGUCGUUGUUUUGCUUUAUUGUUCUGAAGAUGACAUCUGCCUACGUUUCUGUUUCAACAGCAUUGAGGCCUGCUGUUCUUUAUGGAUACUGCUGUGUGAAAUAAUGCUCUUUCUCUUUGUCUGUUUCUGCUCUGUCCUGUUGCCUGGUCAUGAGGUUUGAGAUGUGGUGAAUAAGGUCUGCCUCUGAAUAUAUGUGUGGCAAUAUCCACCCAUGUGGAUGUGCCAUCUUCUUUUUAUAUAACCAAACACCUACAUAGUUUUUGUCAAUCAAAUACGUAAACUCUUAAAACUGAUUAUGAUGUUGGGAGACCGUUUUAAGUUAUUUUUAAAGAGUGUAUUGAACCUUGGAAAACUUCUUUCUUGGCAGGGGGAUAUUUGAUGCUUGAUAUUUGCUUUCUGAGUUUUGGAUUUAUUUAUUGGCAUCAAUGCAUUAAAGUCCAUUACUGAAGAGAUGAGUCAUCUACUUUCUCUUCCAAAUGUUGCUGAGAUGCAUUUUGGUUACUUUUUUUGUUGUUUUACCAGCUGAGAAAAUCCUAUUCUGUGUCUUUCGUGUUGUUAGUUUAGAUGCAAAAAUGACCCAUCCAUCCAUUUGCUGUGCUACUCAUUCCUGGCAGGGUCGGGGGUGGGGAGUCUAUCCCAGAGGAAGGACACACCCUGGACAGCGUCCCGGUCAAACACAGGUCCCACACAUACGGCCAAGACAGGCAAUCACACACACUCCCACAGGCAACUCAGAGUUACACGGGGAUCCUCAGCACAAGAACCCUGCUAUGAUCCAAAAGUGCUAACCCCCAAAGUACCAUCCCAAAAACUAGCUUAAUGACAGUACUGGAAAGGUGCAAUGUUGGCAAAGGGGGAGAAAAACUUUCCAUUUUUAAGAGAAAUUCAAGUUACUGCAUACAUUUGGGUGUUUUUGUGGAUGUUUUUAGCAUGGAGCGCUAAACAGUGCACGCUCAACCACAAAAAAGUGAUACCAUAGUGUGUCUAUGGAUCGUGUUUAGUUAUUUGUACCUAUUGAUCCCUCUUUGGGACUUAUGGAACACAAGGUUUUUCCAUCCCCCGGUGGUCAAACUUACUUCCUGGUUCUGUCUGUUACCAUUUAUAGGUUGGAACAAGAAUGUUUUUUCAUGUAACAUGAGGAGGUAAUAGGGCUCACAAACCGUUCUAUGAAUUUUCUUGCAGUUAUUCUAUCCCGUAUGCUGUAAUUUUCCUGUUUCCCAGCUAGGAUGUGAUCAAUUGUAUAGCAUCUUUUUUGUCUCAUACUGACUCAAAUUAAAUGAUGGUUGUCUCAUAUUUGCUGGUUAUUCACUGCUGGAUUUGUUUAGUAUUUAGAAGUAGAUGAGCAUCUGUUAACUUCUAUCACUUCAAAAACUUGCUAAAACCAAUUUGUUUGAUUCUCAGUGAGGUUUAAUGAAUGAAAUUACAACAAUCAAAUUCAAUUUUCUUUCUCUCCCACUCAAGUUCCCUUUAAAAUUCUUAGAUAGUAUACCAAUGUUACAGUCCAGCCACCAAGACGGAUUAAUGUUAACCUUUUAUUGCAAUGUGAUACAUUUCUGAAAGUCAUGCAUCAUUUUGUUAAAACUUGUAUAGAAUGUUUCCUUUUUUUUUAGCAUUUAUUUUAUCGUAAAAUGUGAAUGAAAUGUUGCACAAAAACACGUAAAAUAAAUUUGUUGGAGCCAAACAAAGACUUAAGAUACAAAGAGUCAUUCUUAACGUUUAUUUUAUCAUUUUUGUACUCGUGUGAUUUUCUCCUCUAAUUAAUGUUUUCAAGUAUUUUAUAUGUGAAUUUAAAAGAAGUCAACCUAAAUUUGCAGUGGAUACACAGCAAGAGAACUUUAUGAAAGGGUGAAAACUGCUCAGAUUUCGAAAGUAACCCACAAAAAUGUAUCAAACGUUGUGCAAAUAUCACAAAUGUGAAGUCCCCACACCAAGGAAACAGCAAAAAAGAAAAAAAAAAGACAAAAGAAGGCUUUCACUUGGACCCCAAAGCUGGCUCCUUUCUCAUUGUUGUAAAUUAAAGUGACACUUUUAUUCCCUCAUAGACUUUGAGAAGACCAGACCUCCCACGUCCCACUCGUGAACCCCCCCCCGAAA